AUGCAGCUCACUAACCUCAUCCUCACCUUCGCCGCUACUGCCUCCGCCAUCGACGUCUACUUCCACUCCCAGAACGACUGCAACGGCGCCUCCCGCCGCUGGAACAACGUCAACCCGGGGACCUGCAUCAACGCCGGCGCCGGCACGGGGCAAAUCCCCUCCAUCGCGUGGCGCGGCGUCCCGACCAACUGGCGCAUCACCUACUACGGCACACACAACCAGCAGUGCACCAACAUCAAGACUACGCAUAUCAAGUCCAACGUCGUGUGGACGUGCAUGUCAGGUGGCUACUGGGGUGCGCGGUACCAGUUUACGAGCAAGAAGCGGGCGAUUGGGAUGGAAGAGGAGGUGUGCUUGAAGGGCGAGGGUGAGUGUGAGGGGAGCUUGGGCCCAGCGGAUGAGAUUGUUGCGGAGGAUGGGACGAUUUGGGAGCUGAAGGGGCUGAGUGAGGAGGAGAUUGAGGAGUUGUACGGGAAGGUGGUGGAUGGAAGCGAGAUUCCUAAGGAGUUUGAGGUUCGUCGCCGCAACGUUGGGGCUUAA
Messenger RNA from Colletotrichum siamense, 540 nucleotides. RefSeq lists its product as uncharacterized. Lineage: Eukaryota; Fungi; Ascomycota; Sordariomycetes; Glomerellales; Glomerellaceae. Bases 1 to 540 code for a protein of 179 amino acids. The transcript has a single exon. The record is from RefSeq and is a predicted model, not a curated record.